Xiphias gladius (swordfish) is the source of this 5826-nucleotide messenger RNA. It is a transcript of the gene znf652, whose product is annotated as zinc finger protein 652. The transcript is spliced from 6 exons. NCBI's taxonomy places the organism in Eukaryota, Metazoa, Chordata, Actinopteri, Istiophoriformes, Xiphiidae. Gene Ontology annotation, cellular component: nucleus. Gene Ontology annotation, molecular function: RNA polymerase II cis-regulatory region sequence-specific DNA binding; DNA-binding transcription factor activity, RNA polymerase II-specific. The record is from RefSeq and is a predicted model, not a curated record. The coding region runs from base 775 to 2850 and encodes 691 amino acids. Gene Ontology annotation, biological process: regulation of transcription by RNA polymerase II.
UGGGCUGAGGACGCACCAGCGCAGGUACCCUCCGCAGUCCGUAACGCACAUCAACAAAUAAUCUUCCGCAAAAAAAAAAAAAAAAAAUUAAAAAGAAAAGAAGAAAACCAGAGGAGAAAAACAACGAAAGACCACUGUCAUUUCUAAAUGCACAUCCUCGAAUGUGGACGGGAGGCGAGCGAGAAAAGUGCGCGUACAACCCAGAAUCUGUGCAACUCUGAUUGCACGAGCGCAAGAGGGAGGUCGCUCUUGACGGAGGUAAUGCACUGUAAAUGGCUCUUCAAGCAAGACACAGAAGUCCUUAUAGCAGUUCCAUGUCUGGCAUUCAGCUUGUCUUUACCUGCUCUGCAAUUUGAGGACACUGGCACCCUGCAGAGCACCAGUCUUAAGAGAAACUGAAUCUGGAUCCUGCCUACACCUCACAUAAUAACUGGAGAGGAAUUUAGCUUCAAAUGUUCAGCAUCAAAGACACUGAGCCUUUGAUUUUGCAGUCUGAUCUUUUAAGCAUAUGAAACAAAACUUGGAACAGAUUGUAUGUCUUUCCGACUGCAUUUCCUACCUUGGACAGCAUGGAUGCUCUCUUCGAAUCAGGUUGACUUUCUCUCACCUCAUCCCCUCCUUCCUUUCUCCUCAGUAGAAGGAAGGUGGGGGAUUGGUGUGGCGUCCCCUGCCCCUCCUUGUAGAAUACGCUAGUCUAACAAAGCACCAUAGCAGUAUCUUUUCCAUUUCCUUGUGGCCCUACCAACUCCAUCCCUCCAUUCCCUUUCCCUCUCCAUGAAAUCCUGCCAGAGCCUCAAGGAAGAGGUUUCCGUCCCUAGCCUUGGCGGGAUGUCACAGGAGGAAGGACGCAGGGCGCCAGUGUCCCAGUCCUAUUUUCACUCCCCUAACCCAGAUCUGGACCUGACAGGCAAACUUUACAAGAGGGAGGUUGGUGGCAAGCCUUAUUCUGUGUUAGUGGACAAUAAAAUGGCAGCCAAAACAUCCAUGGGAGAUCAGAACAUUGGUCAGUUGCCCACACAACAUGUGACUCCACAGCAACAUCAGCAGUAUUUCAGAGAGGGUGGAGCAGGACAGGAGGUGGGGACACAGGGGUCGCAGGCUGGCAACAACGGCACCUCUGACGACACUGAAGACGAUGACGACGAUGAGGAAGAAGAGGGUGAGGAUGAGGAUGGGGAAGAGGAGGGCUUCAAGCGUGAGCAGAUCAUUGUUGAAGUUAACCUGAACAACCAGACUCUUCAUGUGUCCAAGGGUGACAACAAAACUGGAACCACAGCAGAUGACUCUGAGAGAGCUGGCAGUGACGAUGAUGACGACGACGAUGAGGAGGAAGAGGAGGAGGAGGAGGAGGAGGAGGACAGCCCUGAUGAAGAGGAGGAAGAUGACGAGGAAGAUGAGAUUGAAAGCCGAAGAACGAGGUCAAAGAGAGCCCGUCGGGGGGCAAGUAGCACAGCAGCUCCCAGCCAGCCGCGGAGGAAAAGCCUCAGGACAGCUCUGAGCACUGCCACUGCUGGGAUGACCACCAGGGGGCGACGGAAGCGCAUGGAGCCUCCAAAGAACAUGCGAAGAUCAGCUAGGUCAGCCCCAUCGUCCGCAAGUUCAACGACCACGACGACAGGGGGGAAAGCAGAGGUGGAGGAGAAGGAGAUGCUGGCUUGUGAAAAGUGCCCUCGAGUUUUCAACACACGCUGGUACCUGGAGAAGCACAUGAAUGUCACUCACAGGCGAAUGCAGAUUUGUGACAAGUGUGGCAAAAAGUUUGUCCUGGAGAGUGAGCUGGCCUUACACCAGCAGACUGACUGUGAGAAGAACAUCCAGUGUGUCUCCUGCAACAAGUCUUUUAAGAAGCUGUGGUCACUGCAUGAGCACAUCAAGAUUGUGCACGGCUAUGCAGAGAAGAAGUUCUCAUGUGAAAUCUGUGAGAAGAAGUUCUACACUAUGGCUCACGUCCGUAAACACAUGGUUGCUCACACUAAGGACAUGCCAUUCACAUGUGAGACAUGUGGGAAGUCAUUUAAACGCAGCAUGUCUUUAAAAGUUCACUCACUCCAGCAUUCUGGAGAGAAACCCUUCCGUUGUGAGAACUGUGACGAGCGGUUCCAGUACAAGUACCAGCUGCGCUCCCACAUGAGCAUUCACAUUGGACACAAGCAGUUCAUGUGCCAGUGGUGUGGCAAAGACUUCAACAUGAAACAGUAUUUUGAUGAGCAUAUGAAAACACACACAGGAGAGAAGCCUUUCAUUUGUGAGAUCUGUGGAAAGAGCUUCACCAGCCGGCCCAACAUGAAGCGCCACCGCCGCACCCACACAGGAGAGAAGCCCUAUCCCUGCGAGGUGUGCGGCCAGCGCUUCCGCUUCUCCAACAUGCUCAAAGCACACAAAGAAAAGUGUUUCCGGGUCACCAGCCCUGUGGUUCUGCAGACCAGCGGCCCACCUGUGCCUGUCCGCAUCUUUGCCAACACUUUCUCCUCCUCUUCCUCCACCUCUGGCCCCGGCCCCUCAGCUUCCACCCCCGCCACCACCUCAGCCUCCCUGGGCCUCAGCCCAACAGGAGGGCCCAUGCCUCCACGAGGCCCUGUGGGACACACAUUCUCCCAUGUGCAGCUCCACUCCACCCCUUCUCACCACCAUCCCCACGCCCCGACAACCCAACAACACCUCUCAAACACACCCCAACAUACUCCUCCUCACCCCCACCACCACCUGGCCGUGCCCCCAGUCUCCCACCUGCCCCCACCCCCCGCCCUUUUCAAGAGUGAGCCCCUAAACCACUGUGGGCAUGAAGACAGCAGCUACCUGCACCAUAUGGCUCCCCCUGACAAGGGUCCUGGAGCCCCACAGCACCACUGAACUGUGCUCCAGCACUGCAGGCCCACACCAAACCGCGCCUUGUUCCUCUUCUCCUCAUAGUCCUGCCUCAGUCUCACAGUUGCAAGACUCCUAAUACGAGGGUACUCAAGUCAAGCUAAACAUACACACCUGUGUAUGUGUGAAAGAUUCAGACCUAUACACCCUCAUUCACAAAUUAUUUAAGUAAGACUGCUACUUUAAAACCCUGGUCAACUGACAAAGAUUUUACAACCUCUAGAAUUUUUUUUUUUUCUUGAACAUUUUCUACAGAAAUCUACAUGAAACGAUUUCUGUGCGAGUUCUUUAUCUGUACAUUGAUGUGUGUAAAUUAUCUCAUUUUCAUCAAAAGCUGCUGAUGGAAGUCAACGUAUUACCUGGGCUUCAUGGAUCAUCAAAGAUCAGUGUCAUUGACUUUCCUCUUUAAUGUCAAGUUGACUUAUGGUUGCACGUUGGUCCGGAGUUUUGCUUUCUGUGCAGGUCCUCCCCAAAGCAAUACUCAAACUGUCCUCCGAGUUGUACUGCAGAGCCUCAGGCCCCACAGAAAUGUUUAAUGAAUGUUGUACCUGAGUCUUUCUCUGUCCUCAGGCCAAGGCUGAGGCUUUCUGUCAGAGGGGCAACAGCAGUAGUGCAAGAUGCAGUGCCAUAGGUUACAGUAAGGGGAGGGGGGAGCGAAGGGGAUUUUUUUGUAAGGACAUGGGAGAUUGAAGAUUGGAUUUUUUGUAAAUGAUUUGUUGAAUCAAGACAUAGUCUGAGAUUCAUAUCAUGGUUAAAUGGUGCUUUCCAUUCCAGUACAUACAAUAUUUCUUAAUUUUGCUUUUCCAUUUGAUUUUCAGAAGUGUAAUAUUACAAAUUAACAAUGUAUUGUCAUAUAGAACACGUCUUGCCAGCCUGGCUUUUCUACAAUGGAUUUGAGGUUUGACUAGAUAUUUUGUGAACAAGAAACUCAAGUUAUGCAGGACAUGCCCUAGGCACACGCAGCCUCACACUUACUCAAGCACAUGCAAGAGACAAAGACCAUAUGGUCACUGAUUUACUUACUAUGAUCAGUGCAACCUCAGCUUUCAGUACUGUUGGUCAACAGAUGCUUUUAGAUAACAGAUGACUGUCAAAUACUGCCACUGUGAGGGGCCAGACACGUGGCCCCAUCAGGAUUUACCCCACCUCCCUUCGCUGCUGUCGAAAUGAUACGGGUUACCAUGUUAAAGGUCAUUUGACACACACAUACAUACACACACACAAACACAGUAUACACACCUGGGACCUUUUUUCAUCACAGGUCUUAAGAGACAAUUAUGCAUAUUCCUCUCAGCCUAUAUUCCACGGUUUGGUGUGGGGCGUUGUAAUGUAAAGGUUUGUUUUUGACUUUCAUCAUAUGGACAUACGUUGAUCCACACAGGCAAACGUGUCUAAACCUGUUGAAUGUUGCCUACGCAGAAUGAUGGCUGAUGAGUCAUUCAUAUGUUUUUUUGUUUUUGUUUUGUUUUUUUUGUUUGUUUUUUAAUUUUAUUUUAUUUUUUUUAAUGUUCUCUGAUCAUUUGCUCAGUUUUAAGCUAAUGAAUGGUUCUGUAGUGUAGAUAUACUGUUGUUAGCACACGAUAGGAAAUGUCAGGAUAAACGGCAGUGGUCAUACAAUUCAGAAUUCUUGUAUAGAUAAGCAUACAUGUGAUCAAAUCAGCGUAAGAAAUUACAUUUGUUAAUGUAAUAGCCAAUGGUGUGAAUGUUAUUUCUUGAAAAGAAGCAGAAAUGGUUGGCAAGUAUUUGGCAUGAAUUCGGGUCGCUUGGUUGAUACCCGCUCACCCAGUCUGACGGUGUGUCCAACGUUGAGCUUUGAGUGUGAGUGCGCGCAAGUGCGUAUGUGUGCAUGCAUUGGUCUCCACCAGUCUGUCUUGCUGUUUGUCCCCAGUGCUCUUGUACCAAAUGCUGCUUUUACACAGGGAGCCCCAAUACAUAUGUGUAUUUGGGGAUUCCCGAGAUAGACAAUAGCAGUAAAUUUAACAUCUUUCUACCACUCUAACUGUAUUCAGUCUGAAGUGGUUAAGCUCAGUAGUUUAGGAUGUCCCUUUUUUGAUUUGAGACCUGCAAUUAUCCUGCCAUUUCUGUGGGUCUUAAUACCGCUGCAUUAUUUGCUUAUCAUGCUGUCCCCUCGGUUUCACUGCUGUGCUUCAGCAUUUUGCAGUGUAGAUCUUUGUCUUGUUUUUUUUUUUUUUUUUUUUGUGUUUUUUUUAAAGCCUUUUCAUUUGUGUAUAUUCUCUGCACUUUACUGCUGCGUGGGUGAGGCACAGGGAAGAGAGGGACUGACGAUGCAUUGUGGAACAGAGUGCAGUUGUGGCUGCAUGGGAAAGGCUGGAUGUGAUUACUUUGAGUGGAUGUUUUAAGGCAAGGAAAGGAGGAGAAUCCCGGGUGGAGGUGGUUGGUGUGAAAGGGACCAUAGCAAACGAAGGACAUUUCUUUUAGUAUGUGCUUAAAUUUAAUUUCUUAUUUUUUAUAAGAAAUACUCUUUUGCUCCAAUAUGGACCUCCCCUCAGAAAAAGCGAUGUCCCUCCUGCUCUGGCAACUUCACACUGGCCCCUCCAAGCUAUGUCUGGAAUACAUUCUUCUGUUACGUUUGUUCGUGGAGUCUUUCUCUCUGUCAUGUCCUGCUAUGUCUCAGUUUGCCGAAUGAUUCUCCUCCUCCUUUCUUUGUUAUAGAGAAUGCACUUUCUACUAAAAUUCUUGGCUAGUUAAGAAAAAAUAACAUUGUAUAUUCUUUAAAGAUGUUUUAAAAAAAAUCAAUAUACUUUUUCCCCUUUGUAUUUUUAACCACUUUAAUGUAGCAUUGCGUAUUUUAUUAUUGUAUCUGGUACAAAAUGUGCAGCUUUAUAAUGUCCUGGUUUGUCUUUUUUUGUAUGUUAUCUGGAGCUUGAGGAGAAGUGAAAAAGUUGGGCCUUUUUUGAUAAUGUUCAUUUAACUGACUGCUAACUUUGAGAAGUAAAAACA